AUGGACAUGGCAAUUCAUAGGGUUAUAGCAUAUGCUAGUAGAGGUUUAACGUUGCAUUGCAUAGAAACCAUUUGUUGCCAAUUGGAUCUAUUUUUAUGGAUGUUCCUAAUAGUAAGCCAGCUCCACCAAAAGCUAGGAGAACAAGAACCCCAGCCACUGAAGUUCAAGAAGAAGAGUUCGGAGUCAGAUACGGAGGUUGUUUUAGUGGAUGGAAACGAUGUGUUCGGUUCCGCUGCUAGCCCCAUUAAUACUGCCUCAGAGGAAGAAGAUCCUGGUGAAGUGUUCUCUGCUUCAUCAAGUUCAUCUGCAGAUGACGAUCAAACUAGUUUCAGUCGACCUUCAAGAGAAAGACGAUCACCUAUUAGGUAUCAAGACUAUGUCAUGGCUCAAACUUCAACUACUUCAGUUGAACGUUGUCCACCUGCAGUUUUGAAAUUGUUGUUGUCAGACGAUUUUAUGGAACUUCCUUUGGAUAAACGAAAUAAUAUAACCAAAUGUCCAGGCGACAUUUCCCAAGAGAAGGGAGUAUGUAGCAGAGUUAAUUGA
Messenger RNA from Lottia gigantea (owl limpet), 546 nucleotides. RefSeq lists its product as hypothetical. The transcript is spliced from 2 exons. Bases 1 to 546 code for a protein of 181 amino acids. The record is from RefSeq and is a predicted model, not a curated record. Lineage: Eukaryota; Metazoa; Mollusca; Gastropoda; Lottiidae.